Messenger RNA from Leptomonas pyrrhocoris, 2164 nucleotides. RefSeq names its product putative membrane transporter. Lineage: Eukaryota; Euglenozoa; Kinetoplastea; Trypanosomatida; Trypanosomatidae. Gene Ontology annotation, cellular component: membrane. The coding region runs from base 338 to 2164 and encodes 608 amino acids. The record is from RefSeq and is a predicted model, not a curated record. The transcript has a single exon. Gene Ontology annotation, biological process: transmembrane transport. Gene Ontology annotation, molecular function: xenobiotic transmembrane transporter activity; antiporter activity.
CAUGCCUCACCCAUCGACGCACGGCGCGCGUUUCCUUUGGGCUUUUGCCCUCCGCCCGCUUUUAGCUUUCUUUUAUUCCGUGCAGGGGUCCUUCAUUCAUCUCCCGUCUCUUUCCCUCGCCCACCUCUUCGUUGUCUUUAUCGCACCCUUCCUUUGGCUUACCCCCUCCCCCCUCCUCCGCAUUCAAUUCAGCCGUGAAUCAUCAAAUACCUGUCACCGUGCAGACGCUGCUGCUGGGGAUAUUUGUGGUGCUACACCGUCACUCUCAGCUCACGCCUCUCCGGCCACUCGACCACCCCACACGUCCAACAGUCAGCAGCACGCGUGCACCAUCCACAUGACCAGUCGCAGCGGCAACAACGCCGCGCAGCACAGCAGCCCGGCCACCACCGAUGCCGCCACCACCGCCUCCCCCCGGCAGCCCGUCCCGGCCACCACCACACCGGUGCAGGACGCGCCGAGCGCCGUCGCCGUGGCGGGGGAGGCGGUGCCGGCCGUGGCGCUGCCCGCCUCCCACGACGAGCUGCUGAGAACCACCACGGAGGUCCUCUCGCACUUCUACCCCGCAUCGCCGCGCGCCGCGUCCGCCUUUGCGCCGGCGUGCGUCACUGCGGAUUGCAGCAGCAGCAGCAGCAGCGCCGACACGGCCGCCGCCGCGGAGGAGCUCAUCGAGGAGUGCGGCAGUCCCCUCCCCAUCGCACCCGCCCCGUGGCGCUACAUGGAGCUGCCCUUCCUCUCCACCGCCGACCAGAUGCGCACGCAGUCCGGCGGCAUCGCCUCCGACGACGCUGACGAGCACACGCCGCUCCUCAUGCUCGUGACGCUGCUCGUGCGGCUUGCGCUGCCCGUGACCGUCACGCACGUGUUGCGCCUGAGCAUGUCCUUCAUCACAACGGUGUUCAUGGGACACUAUCUUUCCACGGAGAAGUUCGCCGCAGCGGCUACGGGGCUGACCUUCACAACGUUAACCGCUAUGAGUAUUGGCGCUGGCUUCGCCUACACACUCGACACCCUUGCGACGCAGGAGCACGGCCGGCGCAAGCACAGCCCCGAGAUCGCGGCCAUCUUCCUCCGCAGCGUCGUGUGCACCUUCGCGGCGUACCUCCCCAUCGCCGUCUUCUACUUCUUCUGCGACCCCGUCCUGGCGCUGCUCAUCCAUGCCGACCUCGUGGCGGACACGGCGUACUUCCUGCGCAUGUCCGUCUUCAUCGCCGCCCCCAUGAUGCUCGUCAACAGCUUCCUGAAGUUCGCGCAGUCGCAGCGCGUCACGCAGCUCGGCGUGGUGUGCUCCGCCGCUGGUGCGCUGACGCUGCCGCCGCUGCUGUUCCUCUUCCGCAACAAUGGGCUGCCGGGCAUCAUCGCCGCGCUCAGCAUCAAUCGGUUCUUCACGCUGGCCGUGGUGGUAGUGGGUGUGCUGCGCAACGCCGGUCUGCGCCAGUGCUGGACGGGUCGCUCACUGCCGGAGCACAUCAAGGCCGUUCUUGCGAACGGCGCGGCUCUGUGGGAGUUCACGAAGGUUGGUAUUCCCGUCCUUGCGGCGAACUGCGCGGACUCGUGGUCCUUCGAGGUGCUCGGCGUGGCUGCGGCGAACCUCGGCCCGACCAGCGCAGCCGUGUGGAGCGUUGUGAUGAUGCUAUACAGCAUGCUUUUUGGCGGCUACGUUGGUCUUGCGGCGGCGGGUGCAAUUCGUAUUGGCAACUCGCUGGGUCAGGGCAAAGGUCUGCUAGCGCGACGCUACUCGUACGCCACGGCACUUGUUGCUGCGUGUUGCACUCUUGUCCUUGCGACUGUUUUGUGGUUGGGCGGCGGGGUGAUCUUCCGCUACAUGCAGAGCAACGAUGAGGUGACCCGCCGUGGGGAGUCCAUGACGGCUCUCAUGGCGGCCACGUUUCUGUUCGACUCGAUCUUUUACGCUUGCUCAGCCAGGGAGGCGGUGGCGUCCGUUGUUAUCGCCUUGUCCUCCGUCGCGGCCUCCAUCAGCAAUAUCACGGACGCAUCACUAUCGAUGUUCCGUACACGAACUUCUUUGUGGUGUCACUCACCUCAGAGUACAGAAGUCGCAGACAUCUUGUUUUACGAGGCACGGCGUUCGCUCCCUCUGGAAAGCAAAACCCCAAAACGGAGGAAGAGCAGUGCCGGUGGGAGCCCGGUUAGAAAACUGUGA